AUGGGCCUGCACCAGACCACGCUCAGUCUCAGCACCUCGUGGGAAGAUAUGUCUGAAUCCGAGCGCCUCUUCUGGAUUGCUUACGCCAUGGAUAAGCAGAAUGUCUUCCUGGCUGGACAGGCUGGCGAGCUGUACCUCUUCGACUGCAGAUUUCCUCUCCACCCCGUUGACUGCGAGCAUCCGAGUCCGAGACAGCACUUUGGAGCGCUCACGCAUCUCAUGGCCAUCUGGGAAGAUAUCUAUCUGAAGCUGUACUCGCCCCGGUCGACCAUGUACAGCACUGAUUCCCGCUCGUCGCAGGCGCAAACUCUCCGACAGGAACUCGCCAGGUGGGAGGCAGCACAUAACCGCCUACUAAACCCAACCGUCAUCGACAGCACGCACAGUCCGAACCUGAAUCUCCAAUCCUCAACAACAGAACUAACAUACGCCCUCCACGUCACGCACUUGCUCAUCUCCCGCUGCGACUCCUCCCUCCCCAUAGCAAACCGUUACCGCACCCCUUCUCUCGCAGCCCUAACAACAAUAACCUCCUACGACCGUGAUCAUCCCAACACGCACACCCACGCCUCGAUGGCCACAUUAUCUCGAAUGUUCCGCAACUACCCCAUGAUCCCCUUCCACGACCUCUUUAUUUCGCUGUUAACGUCCUCAAAAACAAAACAAAUAUUCAACGAAACAGCCGAGACGCUGCAAGCCACGCACCGUGCCCUCUCAUUGCUCCAGAACGAGCAUUGGUUAGAGAGCUAUUAUAUCAAACUCUACAGCGGGUUCAGCUGGUGUACGGAGCAGGUCGAGAUUCUGUAUACGAUGCUAGCGUAUUUUAGCGAUCAGGGGGCGUGUCCGGACUUGGAGGACUUUGUAGGGAUUGGAAGUGGGAGUGGGAUGGACCUUGAGAGUCUGAUUGCGGCUUAUGAGGCUGAAUGCGGGCACCAGCACUGUGAGCGUGGCCCGGAUGCGGAUGAGAGGACGCGGAUCGAGAGGAUCAUGGGGCUGGGGGAUUCGUUUUUCGAUGUUGCGGGUGGGAUCUUUUGA
This is a messenger RNA of Aspergillus calidoustus, 1035 nucleotides long. NCBI's taxonomy places the organism in Eukaryota, Fungi, Ascomycota, Eurotiomycetes, Eurotiales, Aspergillaceae. The record is from the annotation of a GenBank genome assembly.